Aspergillus mulundensis is the source of this 786-nucleotide messenger RNA. RefSeq names its product peroxiredoxin. Gene Ontology annotation, molecular function: thioredoxin peroxidase activity. Gene Ontology annotation, biological process: cellular response to oxidative stress; cell redox homeostasis; cellular oxidant detoxification. Gene Ontology annotation, cellular component: mitochondrion; cytosol. Bases 1 to 786 code for a protein of 261 amino acids. The record is from RefSeq and is a predicted model, not a curated record. NCBI's taxonomy places the organism in Eukaryota, Fungi, Ascomycota, Eurotiomycetes, Eurotiales, Aspergillaceae. The transcript is spliced from 3 exons.
AUGGCUUCCUUCUUCCCUCGCACUGCCUUCCGCACCCUGAGCGCCCUGCCCAAGGCUGCUCCCUGGGCCAAGACUCCCAUCACCGCACCCCUCGCUCAGCCCCUCGCUCGCCGCUUCAUCGGUAGCCUUCCCCGCGAGCAGCCGCGUCUGCGUCUCGGCUCAACCGCCCCCAACUUCGAGGCCGUGACCACUCAAGGCCAGAUCGACUUCCACAAAUGGAUGGACGGCUGCUGGACGAUCCUCUUCUCCCACCCCGCUGAUUUCACACCUGUCUGCACAACCGAGCUCGGCGCGUUCGCCAAGCUGAAGGGUGAAUUCGCGAAGCGCGGCGUCAAGAUGAUCGGACUGAGCGCCAACGACCUCGGCUCCCACGGCGACUGGAUCAAGGACAUCAACGAGGUGACCGGCAGCGACGUCCAGUUCCCCAUUAUCGCCGACGCCGACCGCAAGGUCGCCUGGCUGUACGACAUGAUCGACGAGUCCGAGCUCGCCAACCUCGCUGAGAAGGGCAUUGCCUUCACCAUCCGCUCCGUCUUCAUCAUCGACCCCGCCAAGAAGAUCCGUCUGGUCAUGAGCUACCCCGCGUCUACUGGCCGCAACACCGCUGAGGUCCUCCGUGUUAUUGACUCCCUCCAGACCGCCGACAAGAAGGGCAUUGCCACUCCGAUCGACUGGCAGGUUGGUGACGACGUGAUCGUCCCUCCUUCCGUCUCCACCGAGGACGCGAAGAAGAAGUUCGGUGAGGUCCGCGAGCUGAAGCCUUACCUCCGCUACACCAAGUACUAG